This is a messenger RNA of Amphibalanus amphitrite, 3556 nucleotides long. RefSeq names its product acid phosphatase type 7-like. NCBI's taxonomy places the organism in Eukaryota, Metazoa, Arthropoda, Thecostraca, Balanomorpha, Balanidae. The transcript has 10 exons. Gene Ontology annotation, molecular function: metal ion binding; acid phosphatase activity; protein binding. The record is from RefSeq and is a predicted model, not a curated record. The coding region runs from base 632 to 1984 and encodes 450 amino acids.
AAAACACAUGUGAUGUGAUCAUGGUUGUUUACAUUUUGCGCUGUUUACAGUUACAAUUGCCCCAAUUGCGGCAGACUUGUAGCUACAGCUUUCUCGCAAUCAGCUGUUGAAAUAAGUUAUUCUAUGAAAAUUGUGGAAGGAAAAGGGGAAAAAGAACAAAUACAGCAAAAAAAAAAACAGAAUAUUUGCUGCUUAGAAAUGCAUCGUAAGAGAACGGUCUAUGGGUCGAAACCAGGAUAUGUAGAACAAUGUCGAAACAGUCCUAGCUGUAAUAGCUUUUUCUUUGAUUUGUUAUUAUAAGUACGAGGAAGGCAUGAAGAUCGAAUUACCGACUUCAAGAGGAAAAAUUGAUUACGAAAGAGACCUUUUAUUAUGUAGGCAGCUCAAGCUCAACAUGAUAUGCAUUAUACGCAUUAUACCGAGAUUUCUUUGAGAGGCCUACCAGUAAGAAUGAACUAGAACCAGCUGAGUAGUUUGGGUUUGUUUGGGUUUGCAAAACGCGUGUGUCCCGGGAACGGGCAUUUGCACAGCAGGUGAAGUUCGUUGAGCUUGCUGUGACACAUCUAUAAGCAAGGUUAUAUAACCUUGUCGGCGCAUUUUCACCUGGUGACGGGCAGCGCUCAUAUCGGCAAUGGCUGGCGGUCGCGGUCGAAACCUGUGCAGCAGGUGUGCGCUGUGGCAGCUGCUCUGCCUCGCGGCGGUGGUGCUGUCCUGCCAGGCUACCGACGAGUGGCAGCCGGAGCAGAUACACAUCUCGUACGGAGAGGAGCCGUCGCAGAUGGUGGUCACGUGGAGCACGUCCGAGCCGGUUGGCUCGGAGGUGUACUACGGCCGGCGGCGGCCCGACACGCGCGCCGUCGGCGCCGCCUCUCGGUUCGUGGACGGCGGCGAGCUGCGGCGGGCGCAGUACGUGCACCGCGCCACGCUGACCGGCCUGCAGCCCAACACCACCUACGUGUAUCAGGUGGGCAGCGACGCCGGGUGGUCGGAGCUGUUCUUUUUCACGUCGAUGGCCGCCGGUGUGGACUGGAGUCCCCGGCUGGCCGUCUAUGGAGACAUGGGCUCCGAGAACGCCCAGUCCCUGCCCAGGCUGCAGCGAGACGUGCAGCAGGGCCUGUAUGACGCCGUACUGCACGUCGGAGACUUCGCCUACGACAUGGACUCGGACAACGCCCAGGUGGGCGACGAGUUCAUGCGUCAGCUGCAGCCGAUCGCCGGCUACCUGCCCUACAUGACCUGCCCGGGCAACCACGAGCAGCGCUACAACUUCUCCAACUACAAGAACCGCUUCACCAUGCCGCGCGACGGCGACAACAUGUUCUACAGCUUCGACAUGGGCCCGGUGCACUUCGUGUCGGUGUCCUCGGAGUACUACUACUACCUCAACUACGGGCUGAAGAUGGCCGGCAACCAGUACCGCUGGCUGCAGCGCGACCUCGCGGAGGCCAACAGGCCGGAGAGCCGCGCGCUGCGUCCCUGGCUGGUGGUGUUCGGCCACCGGCCCAUGUACUGCUCCGAUAACGACACCGACGACUGCACGAAGCAGUUCGACGCCAUGCGAGUCGGCAUACCCGUCCUGCACUUGUACGGCAUGGAGGAGCUGCUGAUGGAGUACGGGGUCGACCUGGCCAUCUGGGCGCACGAACACUCGUACGAGCGGCUGUGGCCCGUCUACAACGAGACUGUGUACAACGGCACGGCCGCCGACCCGUACCGCAACCCGGGCGCGCCCGUACACAUCGUCACGGGAUCGGCGGGCUGCAAGGAGCGGGUGGACCCGUUCAACGCCACGGUGCCGGCCUGGAGCGCGUUCCGCAGCUCCGACUACGGCUACACGCGCCUCACCUUCCACAACGGCUCGCACGUCCACCUGCAGCAGGUCUCCGACGACAAGGACGGCGCCAUCAUCGACGACUUCUGGAUCCGCAAGGACACCCACAAGGCCUACGGCGACCUGAGACAGACGCGUGCCGGCUACCUGUAGGUAGUCGCCCACCUGGCGGCCGGCGGCGCGUCCCCGUCACCCGAACCAGCGCCUCGGCCUCUCGGAAUCAGCAGAGUUCAUACAUCGGCGUCACAAGCACAGCGCGUGGGCCUUCCCUUAGCAAGCGUGAGCUAAAAACAAAUGUAUAGGGGUCUGCCUUGUCUACGUAGAAUACGAGCUUAAUCCGUACCCACUUGAUAGAAAUAUCAACCGUUGUGAUUCAUAACUGUACUCGGGGAGCCUGUAGCUGUUGCUGCUAAGGGGGAUAUUUUAAAAAAAUUGCAACAUGUACGAGCUGAUGCCAGUAUGUUAUGGGCUCAUUAAUGUAACAGGAGUUGAUUAUUUCAUUGAUAUGCACGUUGUACCAUACAGACAUUUCUCACGAUGUUUUAGAACCAAGAUCGAGGGCGGUAACAAAGACCGAGAGUAUUCCCAUUUCUGAUCGGGGAUGGACUUUUAUCGCUUCGCAGGUUUUCAAAAGCUUUACAGGCUUAAUAUUAUACUCGUGUUCCGCUCUUGGUGAAUGGUCGAACGGUGGUGAAAUCAGUUGAUUUAAGGUCAAUCGAAUCAUCGGGUAAUAUAUCGGAGCCAAAGUACAUUUCUUCAGUACCACUCAUUAUUUAUAUCCUUUUCAGAAAACAGUUAUAUACAAUACAAGUUUAAAAUUAAGAUGAGUUAUUGGAUUUAGUUUUCAUUUAACAAAAUACCUUUCAAUAACAAAUUGCAAUAUAAAAUACGCCUUUUGUAUUUUAAGUUACUUCAUUGUUUUAGCCGUUUUCACAGCGGCACGUUUGAUCACAAUUGGUGUGAUUUGGCUAAAUUAGGUUCUUAGUUGAUUCUUAUUAUUUUUUUUUGGCUUAAGCUGCACUAUAGUCUGACAAAACUAAGAAAAAAUGGAUUUAAAGCCUAACAGUUGUUAGUGCACGUGCCUCUAUAGAUCACUUCUAGUAUGCCCGACAUAAUUUCUGUAAAUUUAAGCACAGGUAGGCUAUCUCCAACGUCCGAUGCACGUGUUAGGUGCUUCGAGGUGCCUUAGCUCCGUUCUUUCUUAGGUUUGUCAGCCUAUAGCUGCUAAUAUGCUAAUUUGUCACAUCUUCAUACAUAAGGUAUCCUCGAGGAAAAUAUUGAAAUAAAUUCUUGAUAUAAAGAUAUUUGCUGUAAAAGAAAUUUGGUUAGAUUUGAUCAAGCUUGGUGCCUUCGCCAGGUAGCACAUCGUGAAAACGGCUAAUGACACACCAUAAACCAUGUGCAGGUAUGAAACAUGAAGUAAUGAUGGUAAACAUUAGUUAAAUAGACAAAAUGGAUUCGGCAGAUAUCUCUGCCAGGGUGAUUCUGCCAGUGUUCAUGGUGGCGCCAGACCCCGAGAGCGGCUGCCUCGAGUGCCAUCCUGGCCACUGUGUCGAUGUUAUUACAAUGUUAGCAGUCCGACACUUGGCACGACUCCACUUUUAUUGACUUGCUGGGUGCCUAUAAAUUACUUCGCUGAAUCGACUUUAAUGAUAUGCCUCGCAUAAUAAGUAGCUACAAUGUUAUCAGCUAUUUGAUUCUCUUAAAAUACAAUUUGUUGUUGAA